ACAGAACCCAGAAAAACAACUCAUCCGCAUUCGUUUCCUCACUGACUAUGAAAGAAUAGAGAAGGAAGGGCUUCAGUGACCGGCUGCCUGGCUGACUUACAGCAGUCAGACUGACAGGAUCAUGGCUAUGAUGGAGGCCCAGGGGGGACCCAGCCCGGGGCAGACCUGCGUGCUGAUCCUGAUCUUCACAGUGCUCCUGCAGUCUCUCUGUGCGGCUGUAACUUACGUGUACUUCACCAAUGAGCUGAAGCAGUUUGCAGAAAAUGAUUGCCAGAGACUAACGUCUGGGCAGCAGAGAGGGUCAGUGCUGCCAUCUUGAAGUCUACCUUGCUGAGUCUACCCUACUGACCUCAAGCCCCAUCAAGGACUGGUUGACCCUGGCCUAGACAACCACCAUGUUUGUAACAGUACCAAGAGCAGUCACCAUGGAAAUCCACUUUUCAGAACCAAGGGCUUCUGGAGCUGAAGAACAGGCACCCAGUGCAAGAGCUUUCUUUUCAGAGGCACGCAAAUGAAAAUAACCCCCACACGCUACCUUCCGCCCCCAGUGCCCAGGUGUGGUUAGUUAGAGAAUAUAGCCUCAGCCUGUGAUAUGCUGCAGGAAACUCAUACUUUGAAGUGGAAAGGAUGGGAGGAGGCGGGGGGAGACAUAUCGUCUUAAUUAUCAUUCUUGGAAUAACCACAGCACCCCACGUCAACCCACCAUGUGUCUAGUCACCAGCAUUGGCCAAGUUCUAUAGAAGAAACUACCAAAAUUCAUGAUGCAGGAACCAUGUGAGGGUGGAGAGGGUGAUUGAGGCUUCCUCUCUGGGUUUCUAUUGUUCAGAAAACAGUAUUUAUGCAUAAAAAGGUCUAGAAAGAGAAACACUAAAAUGACAAUGUGAUCUCUACAUGGUAUGAUUAUGAGUGCUUUCUUUCCUUUUUAUUUUUCUAUAUUUUACAGAUUUUCUACAGGGAAUGUCAUAAAAAAUCCAUGCUAUCCAUAUGUAAUUUUCAUACAGAUUUAAAGAACACAACAUUUUUAUACAGCCUUAUGAGAAAACAACCAUACUGAAAAUUAUGCACACACAUAGUGUGAUCUCAUCCCUGUAAACAAGAGAGAUCAUCCAAAGGUUAACUAGGAGGUGGGAAUAUAGCUGCCAUUAGUGGUUGUUUCAGUUUUUUGUUUGUUUGUUUUUGUGAUUUACUUAUUUAGUUUUGGGAGGGUUUUUUUUUCUUUUAGAAAAGUGUUCUUUACUUUUCCAUGCUUCCCAGCUUGCCUGUGUAUCCUGAAUGUAUCCAGGCUUUAUAAACUCCUGGGUAAUAAUGUAGCUACAUUAGCUUGUCAACCUCCCAUCCACUUAUACCCAGGACCUUACUCAAUUUUCCAGGUUCCCCCCACCUCCUCCUGAAAGUAUUACUGGAAAAUACCAAAAGGGAUCACAGGCUGUAGCCAGCAGUUGGUACUAAAGUGUCCUGUGGCUCAAGCUCCACUACCACCAUCCAUGUCAAAUUCCACCUCAGUUGACAAGUUGUUGCCUGCUGCCAUUACUGCCUGAUCACAGGCAGCUGUCAACUCUGCAUCUUGCCCCUCAUGGCUGGAGCCUCCCAUCUUCAGCCAUUUCCUGCUGAGAGAGCUUACAGCUGAUGUGAAGUAAAAAGGCAUACUUCUCCCUCCUUUCUGUGUCAUGCACACCUUUUUGCCCCAACAAGUUAGAGAGACUUGUGAGCCUGCUUGUUCAGUGUAAUCAAACCGAAGCUUGGCCAGAGUCCACUCAUACUGGGUGAACUGGGACAGUGUCCAGGGAAAGUUCGCUCUUCCUGGAACUACCCUCGGGCCUUGUAGCUGAUCCCAGUUUCUCGUCUCUUCCUUCAUGAUCCUUUCCCACAGUUUGCUAGACAUGCUUUCAUACUUUUGAAUCACAUGUGACUGAGUGCCUUCCUUGGAAAGGUUUUGCAUCUCCCAAGUCAAUUGGAGUUGCAACUAGAUGUCUACAGGUGGGGCAGGCAGGGGCAAGGAAAUGUACCUAAGUCCAUGGCCAGUCAUAUCUCAACUCGGGCAGCCCCAGCUUCACCUCCAACUACAUAUACUACGGGAAUGUUUUUCUCUUGUUG
Messenger RNA from Rhinopithecus roxellana (golden snub-nosed monkey), 2094 nucleotides. It is a transcript of the gene TNFSF10, whose product is annotated as TNF superfamily member 10. Gene Ontology annotation, biological process: immune response. Gene Ontology annotation, cellular component: membrane. The record is from RefSeq and is a predicted model, not a curated record. NCBI's taxonomy places the organism in Eukaryota, Metazoa, Chordata, Mammalia, Primates, Cercopithecidae. Gene Ontology annotation, molecular function: CD40 receptor binding; tumor necrosis factor receptor binding. Bases 122 to 319 code for a protein of 65 amino acids. The transcript has 2 exons.